Molecule: messenger RNA, 498 nt
Organism: Strongylus vulgaris
Lineage: Eukaryota; Metazoa; Nematoda; Chromadorea; Rhabditida; Strongylidae
Source: the annotation of a GenBank genome assembly
CUUUCUCGAAAUGGUAUUGAAAUGCACUUUGCCACUAACGCAUUUGGCCAUUUCGUAUUGGUGAACAAUCUAUUGCCGUUGCUUGAAAAGAGCUCUGACGGCAGAAUCGUGAUAGUUUCUUCUGGAUUGUAUAAAGCGGUGAAUCACAUUCCCACUCUUCGACAGCUGAUGGGUGAACAAGACUGGGAUUAUCACCCACGAUUUGCAUAUGGUCUUAGCAAGUUGGCUAAUUGUUUACAUGCAGUGGAGUUAGCAAGGAGGCUAUCUGCAAAUAAAUGCUCUACAAAGGUUUAUGCGCUUCGACCAGGAUUCGUUGGCGGUACAGAAUUGGGCCGUGAAACGCAUUGGUUAUUAAGAACAUUAGCUUCUCCAAUCAUAUGGUUAUUUUCGAAAAAUCUUGACCAGGUAGUUUCCGCCGUAAGGGGUGGGAAAGGGGUUUUGGAUUUUGGUGAGAAUAAGCGCCUUUUACCAAGCUUCGCUUUACUUAACCACAAUUGA